CCAAUCCCGCUGAGAGAGCAGCCGUCGGUGCUCAAUCGGCGGCUAUGCAGGAGCUGGACAGCAUUCUCAAGAUGGACUGCGACGGCAGGUGCAUGGCUCGUUCAGAGCUGGCGCGGAUUGCCCACUCUUCCCGAAACCUGCCAGUCGACGUCCUACAACAACACAUCGUCCCAUGCCGUUCUUUCUCGAGCUGUGUCCGGGCCGAGAAGCCCGAUCCUCUAAUCCUUCUAUCCCGCCGGUGCUCAGUCCGGCCCGCGCCCUCUAAAUCUGGACGAAUGA
This is a messenger RNA of Mycena citricolor, 279 nucleotides long. The record is from the annotation of a GenBank genome assembly. NCBI's taxonomy places the organism in Eukaryota, Fungi, Basidiomycota, Agaricomycetes, Agaricales, Mycenaceae.